AUGGUUGUUGGAAGUGAGUACGGGCUUGGUGAAUAUAAGUGGGCUCCACUCGUUUUCAUCCGGACCAUCCCUUUUCAUGGACGUCGCCGAUUAAGCCCAAUCCAUCAGUGUUGGUUCAUCCCAUCAGAAUCUUUACCAAAAUCAGCGGCUUUUGGUUGUGUUGUGCGCAACUGUGGUAUCGCGCACCCUGUAAUUCUGCUUUCUAGCAUCUUCCAAGUUCUACCUAAUCCCUGUUCUCUUUCUCAUCUUAUCAACUUCUGCCAACUUCUCUUUCAUCCCUUGCCUAUUUCAUCUUCUUCUACGCUUUUCUGGCUUUUUCUCGGUGGAAAUGGAUCCCACCCAAAUAAUUUUCCCAUUCUCUGCUAUGCCUUGCACCAGUUGGACCCGCACGCCAGUUCUCCGCUUCCCACGGAGCUACAUCGAACUCUUCUGACUCAGUUCCCUCACUUGACCAACCCCAAAGUCUUGGCGGCAAUGACCCGAGUCAUCCCUGAGCUUCAAAUCACGCAGACUCUGUCUCUUCUACGAACCCUGGGUCCUCGUCCUGAUCCUUCUGCGGUUGCUUUCGCGCGGCUGAAGAUCGCGGAGAUUCGCCGCAAGCUUGAAGAAACAGAGGGGUUGAGAGAGGGUGAUGAGAAAGAGAUGCAGAUUUAUGAGGCAAUGGUGAGGUUGGAGGACAUGCACGACGAGUAUGCGAAACAGUUGAGGGGAGCGGAAGAGAGGUUAGUUGGGGUUUAUUGGUCAGUUGUGACAAAAGAAUCGGAGAAAGGGGGUGAGGAGGAGGAGGCGAAUGCAGAAGUCAUUGAAAUUUUGAGGAAAGCGGAGAUAGAGGAAGUGGAGAGGGUUCAGCUUUCUGGGCGGCAGCUAAGGCUCCCUGAGGCGUUUGGCAAGACUCCAGGGCUGGUUGUGCUUGAUUUGUCUCGCAAUCAGCUGAAGAUGAUCCCUGACUCAUUGGCAGGUCUGCAAAAACUUGAAGAGCUUGAUGUUUCAUCGAAUCUUUUAGAAUCACUACCAGAUUCAAUUGGAUUGCUGCUCAAUCUUAGGGUCCUCAAUGUGUCUGGAAACAAGCUACGUGUACUUCCUGAAUCCAUUGCACAUUGCAAGUCACUUGUUGAACUGGAUGCUAGCUUUAACAACCUAAUGUGCCUGCCAACAAACAUGGGCUAUGGGCUUACCAAUCUCGAGAGGCUUUCGAUCCAUUUGAACAAGAUUCGACUUCUUCCCUCAUCUAUUGGUGAAAUGAGGUCUCUUAGAUAUCUUGAUGCUCAUUUCAAUGAGCUGUGUGGCCUCCCACAAGCAAUUGGAAGACUGACAAACCUUGAAUAUCUAAACAUUAGCAGUAAUUUCAGCGAUUUGACUGAGCUUCCUGAAACCAUCUGUGAUCUAAUUAACCUGAGGGAACUCGACCUCAGCAACAACCAGAUUCGAGUGCUUCCAUACGCAUUUGGCAGGCUUGAAAAUUUAACAAAGCUCAACCUAGACCAGAAUCCACUCGAAAUCCCUCCGCCGGAGGUUGUAAGACAAGGGGUUGAGGCUGUGAAGGACUUUAUGACUAAGAGGUGGCUUGAGAUCGUUGCAGAAGAAGAACAGAAAACCAUGGCUGAAACAAAGAAACAGCAACUGCAAGCACAGGGCGGAUUGAUGGCUUGGGGUACCUCAUUGUUGAAUGUUGUUUCUGGGGUUUCUGAAAGUGUUGCAGGAUAUCUGGCUCCUAGAAAAGCCUCAAGAGACCCCUGGUUGGAUCAGCAGUUGUGAUAAUGUGAUAUGAAUAAGGGUAAUGCCACGGAGAGCUUGAUCGUCCCGUAGCAAAAUCCUAUUAUGCUAUUAACAUUUAUGGAUUAACUCACCAGUUUAUGACUUCUGUACAUAUUGUUGCCUUGUGUUUGUGGGAUGAUGUCAUCCAGAGAGCUCUAGGUCUCUCUGGAUCAGUAUCUCAAUGCAUGUGAUAACACCUUGUGGAUGUGAUAUGAAUCAAUAGAACAUGGUCUUUCAGAGUGAUCUGUAUUACGUUAGGUUGUGAUAUGAAUCAAUAGAACAUACUCUUUCACAGUGAUUUGUAUUACGUAAUGGUUGUGAUAUGAAUCAAUAGAAAACACUCUUUCACAGUGAUCUGUAUUA
Messenger RNA from Prosopis cineraria, 2118 nucleotides. Its product is annotated as plant intracellular Ras-group-related LRR protein 3-like. The record is from RefSeq and is a predicted model, not a curated record. Lineage: Eukaryota; Viridiplantae; Streptophyta; Magnoliopsida; Fabales; Fabaceae. Gene Ontology annotation, molecular function: protein binding.